AGAUAUACUAUCUGUCUCAUUAUUUUGUCGAACGUGCUCUCAAUAACCAUUACAUCUCAUCUUUAACUUCGUCUUCUCCACAUCGAACUUCGUCUUUUUCGAUUCCGCAUUUUCUGCUUGCGUUUGUUCAGAUCCACCGAGAGUGAGCGAGGAGAGGAAGGACAGAUCGUGAAAAAGAAAGACUGAAACGAUGUCGUUUACAGGAACACAGCAGAAGUGCAGGGCGUGUGAGAAGACAGUGUACCCAAUGGAGCUUCUCUCAGCUGAUGGUGUCCCUUUCCACAAGUCUUGCUUCAAGUGCUCUCACUGCAAAUCCACCCUUCAACUGAGCAACUAUUCAUCAAUGGAAGGUGUGUUGUACUGUAAGCCUCACUUUGAGCAGCUCUUCAAGGAGACUGGUAGCUUCAACAAGAACUUUCAAUCACCUGCAAAGCCAUUAACUGACAAGCCAACCCCUGAGCUGACAAGGACACCUAGCCGAGUUGCUGGAAUGUUCUCCGGAACGCAAGAUAAAUGCGCUACUUGCAGUAAAACAGUGUAUCCUAUCGAGAAGGUAACUGUGGAGAGCCAGUGUUACCACAAGUCUUGCUUCAAGUGUUCGCACGGAGGCUGUCCUAUCUCUCCAUCCAACUACGCAGCUCUUGAAGGGAUCUUGUACUGCAAGCACCAUUUUGCUCAGCUUUUCAAGGAGAAAGGAAGUUACAAUCACCUCAUCAAAUCUGCUUCCAUCAAACGCUCCGCCGCUGCGGCUACUGCUGCUGCUGCUGCCGCCGCCGUAGAAGCCGUCCCUGAAUCUUAAAAGUUACAUUUUUAAAUUUUAAAAAAGUGGUUUCUUUGUGUCUGUGAUUGUGUUACUUUUCUCACUUGCUCAUGUUCUUGUCUCUGCUGAGUUUGUUCUUGUUGUGAUUCUAACUACUAUGCAGCUUUAAAAACCAGCACUGUGUACCUUAUCUUUGAAUGGUAA
Molecule: messenger RNA, 964 nt
Organism: Brassica oleracea var. oleracea
Lineage: Eukaryota; Viridiplantae; Streptophyta; Magnoliopsida; Brassicales; Brassicaceae
Product: LIM domain-containing protein WLIM2a
Exons: 5
Coding region: 191-799 (202 amino acids)
Biological process (GO): actin filament bundle assembly
Cellular component (GO): actin cytoskeleton; plasma membrane
Molecular function (GO): actin filament binding
Source: RefSeq, a predicted model, not a curated record